UAAACAGGUAGGUACCUAUUCAGCAGGUGUACUCAUGAAUACUUCCUCUACUCACCUCUAGGAGGUAGGUACCUAGCCGUACGGAAUACUCCCACCUUAUGAUAACCGUCUGCCCUCCUCAAUUCCCCCACUUUUCACGAACCCCACCAUCCACGCCCUCUCCUAUAGGUAGGUACGUAUCGCAAGUUAGGUAGCCUUCACGGCUUUCUCCCCCUCCUUCUUUACCCCCCACCCCACCACAUACUCAUACCACAACACCAUCCAUUCUUCCAACCUAUCCCCUCUUAGCCUUACGCCUAUCGAACCCACACUGCCGACCGCCAUCACCAGCCACCGUUUCACGGCCAAGUCCUACCUCCGCCUACCCUACCCACCCCGACAGCGGCUCGUCCGAAACUCUCCUUUCAGCCUCCGUGAGCGACGACGCCAAAUCUAGCUCUCUGCCGAAUUCCCUUUGUCGGCCUUCCGCCCCCCUCCCGCCCUCACGUAACCCUCUUCCGCCUUUGCUUCCUCGCCGGCUUGCCUAGCCUUAGACGUAUAGGUAUACAUAUACCGGCUAAGCCCAAUCCCAGCUCACCAUGGCGGCUGUCGACCCCUUCGACUCAGCCCUCGACCUCCUCCGGCGCCUCAACCCGAAGCACACGACGGCGCACCUCGGUGCACUCAUCCGCCUCGCCCCCGACCUUACCGAGGACCUGCUCUCCUCCGUCGACCAGCCCCUCGCCAUCCGCCGCUGCCGCCAGACCGGCCGCGACUACCUCCUCUGCGACUACAACCGCGACGGCGACAGCUACCGCUCCCCCUGGAGCAACGAGUUCGACCCCCCGCUCGACCCCGGAGCCGGAGCCGCCGCCCCCUCCCUCCCCAGCGAGAAGGUCCGCCGGAUGGAGGUCCGCGCCAACGAGGCCUUCGACGUCUACCGCGACCUCUACUACGAGGGCGGCGUCAGCAGCGUCUACUUCUGGAACCUCGACGACGGCUUCGCCGGCGUCGUUCUGUUGAAGAAGGUGGCCACCCCGGGCGCCGCCAGCGAGGGCACCUGGGACUCGAUCCACGUCUUCGAGGCCAUCGACCGGGCCCGCUUCACGCAGUACAAUCUCACCUCGACCGUGCUCCUGUCCCUGUCCACGAACUCGGCCAGCCUCGGCGAGAUGGACCUGUCGGGCAACAUGACGCGCCAGAUCGAGAUCGAGCUGCCGGCCGAGACGGAGGAGCAGCAGAUCGCCAACAUCGGCAAGCUCGUCGAGGACAUGGAGCUCAAGAUGCGCAACCUGCUGCAGGAGGUCUACUUCGGCAAGGCCAAGGACGUCGUCGGCGACCUGAGGAGCGUCGGGAGCCUGAGCGAGGGCGCCAGGGACCGGGAGGCCCAGAAGGAGAUCAUCGGCAGCAUGCUGCGGUGACGGGGAACGUUGACCCGCGCACCAGUGGCGCUCUCGAAGCACGGGGGAGAGACAGUUCGGUGGACGGAGGACGAGAACAUACCUACAGAGUAUCACGGCGAUAGACAGGAGUUACACGGCAACAU
This is a messenger RNA of Durotheca rogersii, 1525 nucleotides long. Its product is annotated as F-actin-capping protein subunit beta. Gene Ontology annotation, cellular component: actin cortical patch; cytoplasm; F-actin capping protein complex. The transcript has 4 exons. Gene Ontology annotation, molecular function: actin filament binding. The record is from RefSeq and is a predicted model, not a curated record. NCBI's taxonomy places the organism in Eukaryota, Fungi, Ascomycota, Sordariomycetes, Xylariales, Xylariaceae. Bases 579 to 1400 code for a protein of 273 amino acids. Gene Ontology annotation, biological process: cell morphogenesis; actin cytoskeleton organization; barbed-end actin filament capping.